GCUUCCCUGGACCCCGAGACCACUUGGAAACCAGGCAGGAGACUGGAGUAAAGAGCAGGAAAGUCGUAGGGGAGGGAGAGGCCAGCUCUGAUCCAGCUCCUCUCGGCUGCAGAGACUUUUCACCACCCCCUCCAUCCCUCCUCCUCUCCAGCCCCGCACCGACCUGCCCAGGUUGAUGUCGCCAUGCAGCACUAUGGAGUGAAUGGGUACUCUCUUCACGCCAUGAAUUCUCUGAGUGCCAUGUACAACCUCCACCAGCAGGCAGCACAGCAAGCCCAGCAUGCCCCCGACUACAGACCCUCGGUGCACGCCCUCACCUUGGCAGAGAGACUGGCCGGCUGUACAUUUCAAGACAUCAUUUUGGAGGCCCGCUAUGGAUCCCAGCAUCGUAAACAGAGAAGAAGCCGCACCGCCUUCACUGCCCAGCAGCUGGAAGCCCUAGAGAAAACUUUCCAGAAGACUCACUAUCCAGAUGUGGUGAUGCGGGAGCGACUGGCCAUGUGCACUAACCUCCCAGAAGCCAGAGUUCAGGUUUGGUUUAAGAACAGAAGAGCCAAAUUCCGGAAGAAGCAGCGCAGCCUGCAGAAGGAGCAGCUGCAGAAGCAGAAAGACUCUGAAGGGAGCCACAGCGAGGGGAAGAUGGAAGCCCCCGUGCUGGAAACGCAGACCCCCACCCCGGAUGCGGAGAAAGCCCAGAGCCUGCCGAGCGAGGUAAGCACGGAGCUCAACCUGACACUGUCGGAGCAGUCUGCCAGCGAGUCAGCCACUGAGGACCAGACAGACCGCGAGGAGGAGUUUAAGAGCCCCCUGGAAGAGGCCAAAGCAGACAAGAGCCCUAGCGUGGACAGCAAGGCAUUGAACUGCAAGCGUGCAAGUCCUAAAGCAGACUCUCCCAUCAGUGCCACGGUGACCCCCUCCUCCAGUAGCGGCAUGGCGCAGACUCACUCGUACUCCUCCUCGCCCCUGAGUCUCUUCCGCCUGCAGGAGCAGUUCCGUCAGCACAUGGCAGCCACCAACAACUUGGUCCAUUACUCCUCCUUCGAGAUGGGCACCCCGUCGGCCAUGCCCUACCUGGGCAUGAACGUCAACAUGGCGCCUCUCAGCUCCCUGCAUUGUCAGUCCUACUACCAGUCGCUCUCCCACGCCCAGCAGGUCUGGUCUUCGCCCAUCCUGCAGGCUUCCAGCUCUCUCCCCAGCCUGAACAGUAAAACGACAAGUAUCGAGAAUCUACGGCUCAGAGCCAAGCAACAUGCUGCCUCCCUGGGACUCGACACCUUACCAAACUGACCCCGAACGGGGUGGGGGGGUGCACCGUCAGCCCCCAGAAACAGGCACCGUGCCCCGUUAGUACUGAAUGUGUUGCUCUCCUCACAAAACACGCAGCUUCCCAUCUCCGUCUGGAUCCAGGUGCUCUCGUGCCGGGGCGGCAGGGGGGCGCGCGGGGGAGGGAUUUUAGAUGAGUUUCUUUGGUAGCACCGCUAUGGCAUCGGGCAUUGCUACUCCUGGCUUUCACUCACGAUUUACUAAGGGAGGGAAAGAGGGCAGGCGUCCUGAGGGAAAGAUAACGCUGUCCUCAGGACACUAAGGAGGUAUCACGCCCAGAAAGGUCCUUCUUUUUCUUGAUACUGUGAUCACGUGCUGACUGUGAUAUAUAUAUAUAUUUUUUUUUUUUUUUUGCUUUGGUUUGAGUCGUUCUUUGGGAAAAGCUAGCCCUGCUUCAGACUGUAUAUAGUUUAUAAUGUUGGGGGGGGGUUGGAAAAAACGUCCUUCACUUGUGUGUUACUGUCAGUGUUGCAGAAUUGUGAAGUCCUUUGUUUUUACCCCCUUUUCUUUCAGAUUUCUAGUUGUGAGUAGCUAGAAUUGAAAUCACAAUCCAAAAAGUGGGGGGGGAAACCCCCUAAGCUCUGAGCUGGCUGCUCCUAUUGGGUCAAACUUCUACGUGAUGCUAGCACAAAAAAAGAGGAAAGAUUUUGAACUCCUCAACUUGUCUUUUCCAGUUCUCUGCUAAAAAAAAUAAAGGCCAGGAAAUGAUGUAAAGACCCAUUUCCUGUUCAAGCACUUCCUGUGGGGUAGGAACUACUUUUUUUUUGGUUUGUUAUUUUUAAAGCACUUCUUCAAAGACAGAGGGCAAGGGCUCUACCACAAAUACCCUUGGCUCUAGAUUGAGCAUAUGUGGGAGGAGAGCUUUUGCCAGAUUUGCAAGACUAUUCUUCAUUUUUUCAAUCCGGAUCGUUGCAUCUUUGUUCUUGGCUGCUGUGUAAACUCUGCUCUUUAUAAACGGCGUUGUUUUGAAAGCGUUUGGCUCCAACUUAGACAACAGAGAACAAUAAAAAGUCCAUAUGAGCUCCUGCUGAGUUCAUACACCAUUUGCAUUCUUGGGGGCUUUGACCAAGCAGUGAUUAAAUCAAGCUGUGCUUAGGAAAAUUGUCUCUGUGCCAAAUGUUACCCUCAGAUGCAAGUGCUGGGGGCUUCUCACUGAUCUCUAAAACUGGUUAGCCUAGAGACC
Alligator mississippiensis (American alligator) is the source of this 2506-nucleotide messenger RNA. It is a transcript of the gene DMBX1, whose product is annotated as diencephalon/mesencephalon homeobox 1. Gene Ontology annotation, biological process: regulation of transcription by RNA polymerase II. The record is from RefSeq and is a predicted model, not a curated record. Gene Ontology annotation, molecular function: RNA polymerase II transcription regulatory region sequence-specific DNA binding; DNA-binding transcription factor activity, RNA polymerase II-specific. NCBI's taxonomy places the organism in Eukaryota, Metazoa, Chordata, Crocodylia, Alligatoridae. The transcript has 5 exons. Bases 184 to 1287 code for a protein of 367 amino acids.